Molecule: messenger RNA, 531 nt
Organism: Penicillium maclennaniae
Lineage: Eukaryota; Fungi; Ascomycota; Eurotiomycetes; Eurotiales; Aspergillaceae
Product: metallo-beta-lactamase domain protein
Exons: 1
Coding region: 1-531 (176 amino acids)
Source: RefSeq, a predicted model, not a curated record
AUGCCUCUUCAGACCUACCACCAUUCUUCCUCCGUCAAGGGCCUCUCCAGUAUCACGACUUUGAUCGUGGGUGCUAAAGAGGCCGUUUUGAUUGACCCUCCGCUUUUGGUUCCUGAUGCCCGGGCCGUCAUUGCUUGGGUACAAGCCACAACCCAUGUCCCUCUCAAAGCGGUGUUUGUGACUCAUCACCACCCCGAUCACUUCUUCUCAGCAAAUCCUAUUCUUGACACAUUUUCAACCGCCAAAUUUUACGCCGCGCCGUACGUGCUCGCUGGAAUCAACCGCGAGUACGAUGAUAAAGUGAAAUACUGGCCAACGAUCUUUGGAAAAGAUAAUGUCCCAGAGACCCCUCAAAAGCCGGAAGCAUUCAACUUUAGCUUCUUUAUGUUACAAGAUAACCCAGAUAGCCCUGUAGUCCUAUUGGGCCCGCUGCAGGGCGAUUCUGCUGAUCACACGGUGUUCUGGAUGCCGACUGAGAGAACAGUCAUCUGUGGGGACACAGUCUAUGGAAGAAGCACGCACGUUUGGUAA